Pogoniulus pusillus (Red-fronted tinkerbird) is the source of this 2821-nucleotide messenger RNA. It is a transcript of the gene SMIM18, whose product is annotated as small integral membrane protein 18. The coding region runs from base 133 to 426 and encodes 97 amino acids. Lineage: Eukaryota; Metazoa; Chordata; Aves; Piciformes; Lybiidae. The transcript is spliced from 2 exons. The record is from RefSeq and is a predicted model, not a curated record.
UAGGAAAGCUCCAUCUUAGCUGUGCUAUAGGCUGCGUUAAAAACAGGGACCUGAGCAGCGCUCUUCCAGCAUCCUCUCAGACAAGAGCCCCCAAAUCCCUGACAGCAGGCACACCAAGACAGUUCCUCAAGAAUGGCAACCCUCAACACCACUCACUGGAACGAGACUACAUCCAUUUCCCAGUAUCUGGGCUUCCAAGUGCAGAAGAUUUACCCUUUCCACGACAACUGGAACACUGCCUGCUUUAUUAUUCUGAUCAUAUUCAUCUUUACUGUGGUUUCUCUGGUGGUCUUGGCUUUCCUCUACGAACUGCUGGACUGCUGCUGCUGUGUGAAAAACAAGACUGUGAAAGACUUGGAGAACGAACCCAAUCCAGUCAGAGCAAUGCUGAACAGCUUCAGAAAGCGUGAGACAGAGGUGGUGUAGGAAGGACUGAGCAUCAGCACCCUGAAUGAAGCCUCUUGUACCUUACAGAUGAGCAAGUCCUGUGCUUUUAUUCAUUUGUUUUCCCUUUUGGAGUGAAAUAUAACAGCAACAGUUAUUGUUGUACCUAGCAAAGGCUUUUCUUAGCAGAAGGAUGAGCUGUUGCAAUCUUAUGGGGGAAGGAAAGGGUUUUUUUUUUGUCUUGAAAUGAACUUGGUGUUUCUAUGGAGUUUUUAGGAUAGAUCUUUGCCUACAUGAAGGAACAAAUGUUGCCUGAAGCACAUAAAACAAUGUUGCUUUACUGGAAAGGACCUUUAUAGAACUGCUCAACAAUCUGAUCAUACCUAGUGCAGGGACACAGCAGUGUCCUUUGCAGGGGGCAACCACACAGAGACAGGGAAGACACACAAGGGCUGAGAAGAGAGGCUGUGAGAUGGAAGGGUUGAAUGGUGAGAGGUCCCACCAGAUGGGAGAGGCUUGUGUGAAUUCUUGCCUGUGGCACUUCUGACUACGGGUUUCUUCCUUUUAGAAGAGAGGGUGUGGGGAUGAGAAGCCAACACGGAAUACAUCCCCUCAAGUGGGCUUUGCUAACCCCUCAGGGUACAAUUUGACCCUUUCUCCCUCCCCUUGUCCUGUUCCAGAAAACUGCUCUCCCCUUACUUGACACUCAGCCUGUUCACCAAGUUGUGAGUGUUGAGAUGGUGACCUUAGGAACAUCUCUCUACACAAACAGACUGUAGUGGUGCUAUGGCCUAGAAGAAAGAGAGACAUUGCUCUGCCCCAAGGCUGUGUCCAUAACAGGCCAGGGCAUCAGACAUGCUGGAUACUCCAUCCCUACUUAACUUCUGGAAGCUGAACUGGAAUUGCAUUCUCACACACCAGGAGAUGGGUGGCAGACCUCCUACCCUGAGAAGUCACCUCACUCCCUGCACACAGCUUUCAGGUCCUAAUGUGCUUCAGGAAGGAGCCCACACCAGGACUAGCCUGCUGCUGGAGGUGGCAGGACGGAUGCACAGAGAGAAGCGACUGCAUUCUGCACAAGAGAAUCCCUGCAAGCUUCACCAGCCUGUUGAUGCAUCCAGAGAGCUCUCACUGACACCCUUCUCAAACUGAUCAUGGACCCUCAGCUCACCAGAUCCUUUUCCUGUGUAGUUUCUAAGCCCAUCCAAGCUCUGCAGUUGUAACUGUUAACAACAGCAUGGCCAUCAGUGACACUCACUCCAUCUUUCACACUCCUGAGCCCCACAGAAAAGCAGUUGGGUAAGAAACAUUCCAGACCCAAGCUAAGCGUGGGACAAGAUAUUUAAUGAUGUUAAACCCAAACAAUAUUCCUGGUGUUAGGGAAACAAAAUACAUCUAAUGGCCAAAGAGACAGGAAAGCUACAAGAGUGAUCCUGCAGUUCACCCAUGUCAGAGAUACCUUUGUGCUGUGGCCAGUAUCUAUAAUUAUCUUUCUUUCAUAUAAUUAAACUCCUCAAUCAGGUGCAGCACAGCUGAGCUCCAGAAGAUCUGGACACAAUGAAAGACUUGCUCAUUUGAUUCAUGCUUGUUCUGGCUGGUGAAAUGGAGUUACAAGAUACUCAGGCUGCUAUAAACCAGUACAGCCAGUCCAGUGAUUCACCUGGAGAAGCAACCUCCCUUCUGCAAUCACUAAAUGCUACAACUGCUUCUGUAACCACUCAUCUCCCAUACAUUUAGGGUGAAGUUUUGCCAGUCCCAGGUGCAGAGAAUGCUUUUAGCUGAAGGAAAAGAAAAAAUAAAUCAAAGUAUAAGCACAAUUAAUGGAAACUGACCCCACAGGUACAAGCCAACACCAAGACACACAAUGAAGAUAAUGGGAAUGAUGCCAAUGCCUCCCACUGGCAAGGAGGCUGGGUAGAUGCCUCCUUAUUUUCUACCUAUCCUGAAAGAAUGAUGUCCUGCUUGAGAGGUAAAAGUAGCCCUUGGGAUCAGCAAAUUGAAGUGCCUCUUUCCUGAAAGCAAACCCUCUGAAGGUCAACAGGACUGCAGGCCACUCAGAGUGUUCCUGCAAAGCACUCCUCCUCGCUGCACACCAGAAGGCAGUGUGCAGGAAGCACCCUGGCUGGCCUCUGCCAUGCUGGCUUCACCUUCCUAUGCCUUCCUGAGAAGCACACACGAUGAAAAGUCCUGGGAUUCAUUCCAGCUGCUUAUUUCACAGAUCUUCAAAGGAGGAGACUGGGUGUCUGCACAAGGAAGAGAAGACAAAGAUCUCCCCUUGCACAGCCCUAGAGCCUCAGGACCAUUCAUUCCCAAGAGAUUUCAGCUCUUGAUUACUGUUGGCCAAUACCAUGAAGACAAAGGUCUUAAAGAUGAAGACCUUAGCCACAGCUUACUGUUCAUUAAUAAAAAGAAAUAAAGAGAUAUGAUCUGUAUUUUA